This is a messenger RNA of Coregonus sp. 'balchen', 12178 nucleotides long. Lineage: Eukaryota; Metazoa; Chordata; Actinopteri; Salmoniformes; Salmonidae. The record is from the annotation of a GenBank genome assembly.
AUGUUGAGGUGCUUUGGUUUGAAUGUGAGAACAUCUAGUGGAUGGAUAUUACAGCUUGUUCCAACUAAUUCAAACACCACUAGUGACAUCUGCUGGUGUACUGCUGUAGGAGAUCAGUCCAUUUAGCAAGUACAGUAUAAAUACAUGUGACCUCAAACAAAAAUACUUUAUUCCACAAUGAAACAAGAAGACAAUACAAGACCACUUCAAAGUUGAUACAGAGAAUGAAUCUUAUCUGACUUAUUGCAUACAGAUACUACUGCAUUUGAUAAUCAGUUAAUCUGACGUCACCAAGGCUUAAAACAGGCCAUUCAACAGACUGUUGAUUAGAAUAUGUGGUCAAUUAACACCCUACAGACACUAGUCUGGUGGUAAUGGAGCCAGUAACCUGACCUUGUCUGUCAAUGGCUUAGUAGCAGUGCUCUGUCACACUGGCCUGUCAACCUCUCUGCACGGCUAUUUAUAACACACAGACACACUGCAGAAGCUGAUCAGAACGGUAAGACAGUAGUCAGAUGCGCUUACUAACGUAGCACAGACUGACAGAGACAGAGGGACACAAAGAGAACCAGAGGGUGAGUGGGGGGUGAUUCUGCUUAUGUAUCUGUUUCAGUUUUAUAUGAAAUAUUACUGGGAUGUAUUUUGGUACAUUUGCUGCGCUACUAUGAUAAGAACAUGUGUGUUUAUGUCUAUGAGUUAGAUUAAUACUGUUUUAAAGUGGUCAAGGACACAAGAGAUGUGGACAGAAUAAUAGGAUUAUUUCAGGAGAUGUAAAGGUCAUGCCUAUGGCCUUAAUUAAGAGUUUGCAACUUUAUGUUUUCUGUGGAGGAUAUACAAUGUAACGCUUGUUAUUGUCUCUGCCAGUGGAGGCUGCUGAGGGGAGGACGGCUCAUAAUAAUGGCUGGAACGGAUCAAAUGGAAUGGCAUCCAACACAUGGAAACCAUGGAAACCAUGAGUUUGAUGUUGUUCAUACCUUUCCCACCUAUUCCGCUCCUCCCAUUACCACGUGCCCCUCCUCCCCAAUGAAUGUGCCACCAGCCUCCUGUGGUCUCUGCCUUUGGUUCCAAGUAUACGUUCCCAUUGAUCUAUUUUCAUUGAUUUACUUUUUCAGAUGGUGAAAUUCUUCUGAACUGAUACAAUUUGUCGAUAUGGUGAGUGUAUUUGAUAAGAUCUCGGUGUCAAACUACAAAGUUCAUCAUCAAACUACAAAGUUCACCAAUCCCACACUGUAGGAUAUUCAACAUGAUUAUCAAAUAUUACACAACCCCCCCCCCACAACAUAACCCUAACCCCCCCCCCCCCCCGAAAAAAACAGUAUUCCUGACACUGAUACAUCACCUCUCUCUCCCUCCGUAGGUGAAUGGCAGUAUGCCCCCCGAGCCUGAUACAUCACCUCUCUCUCCCUCCGUAGGUGAAUGGCAGUAUGCCCCCCGAGCCUGAUACAUCACCUCUCUCUCCCUCCGUAGGUGAAUGGCAGUAUGCCCCCCGAGCCUGAUACAUCACCUCUCUCUCCCUCCGUAGGUGAAUGGCAGUAUGCCCCCCGAGCCUGAUACAUCACCUCUCUCUCCCUCCGUAGGUGAAUGGCAGUAUGCCCCCCGAGCCUGAUACAUCACCUCUCUCUCCCUCCGUAGGUGAAUGGCAGUAUGCCCCCCGAGCCUGAUACAUCACCUCUCUCUCCCUCCGUAGGUGAAUGGCAGUAUGCCCCCCGAGCCUGAUACAUCACCUCUCUCUCCCUCCGUAGGUGAAUGGCAGUAUGCCCCCCGAGCCUGAUACAUCACCUCUCUCUCCCUCCGUAGGUGAAUGGCAGUAUGCCCCCCGAGCCUGAUACAUCACCUCUCUCUCCCUCCGUAGGUGAAUGGCAGUAUGCCCCCCGAGCCUGAUACAUCACCUCUCUCUCCCUCCGUAGGUGAAUGGCAGUCUGCCCCCCGAGGGGCUCCAUCAGCACUGUGAGAGCUGUUUCAGCCUGCACUGCCAUGCCCCCUCUGUCUCCUGCCUGGUCAUUACGUGCCGUCUGCAUUGUGGCGCUGCCUUCCAUACGUGUAAGAAGAAGGAGCACCAGUUACUGUGUCCCAAUGAGAUGGUCCCCUGCCUCAACGUUGACUACGGCUGUCCCAACACCAUGCUCCGCCACAGGCUAGCCGAGCACCUGGAGGUCUGCCCCGCCAGCACCGUCAUCUGCUCCCAGCAAUGGAUCCGCUUCCCAGUGUCAGACACAGAGUCUUGUAUCUACAGGUAUGUUGUGGUGUUUUGUGGUGGCUGUGGUGUGUUGUGGUGUGUUGUGGUGGCUGUGUUGUGGUGUGGUGUGGUGUUCUGUGUUGUGGUGUGGUGUGUUGUGGUGGCUGUGUUGUGGUGUGGUGUGGUGUUCUGUGUUGUGGUGUGUUGUGGUGUUCUGUGUUGUGGUGUGGUGUGGUGUGGUGUGUUGUGGUGUGUUGUGGUGUGGUGUGGUGUUCUGUGUUGUGGUGUGGUGUUCUGUGUUGUGGUGUGUUGUGGUGUGGUGUGGUGUUCUGUGUUGUGGUGUGGUGUUCUGUGUUGUGGUGUGGUGUGGUGUGGUGUUCUGUGUUGUGGUGUGGUGUGGUGGCUGUGGUGUGUUGUGGUGUUCUGUGUUGUGGUGUGGUGUAUUUGUAUUUGUAUUUAUUAUGGAGCCCCAAUAGUUCCUGCCAUGGCAGCAGCUACUCUUCCAGGGGUCCAGCAAAAUUAAGGCAGUUUUAAAAUACAUUACUUUAAGUUCACAACAGAUUUCAAAACACACCAAGUGUGUGCCCUCAGGCCUCUACUCUACUACCACAUAUCUACAACACAAAAUCCAUGUGUACAUGUGUGUAUAGUGCGUAUGUUAUUGUGUGUGUGUGCAUGUGUCUAUGUUUGUGUUGCUUCACAGUCCCCGCUGUUCCAUAAUCCAGAAAAUCACAUUGUAGGAUUUGUUAUGAAUUUAUUUGCAAAUUAUGGUGGAAAAUAAGUAUUUGGUCAAUAACAAAAGUUUCUCAAUACUUUGUUAUAUACCCUUUGUUGGCAAUGACACAGGUCAUUAUAUUCCUGAGUGGCGCAGUGGUCUAAGGCACUGCAUCGCAGUGCUAACUGUGCCACUAGAGAUCCUGGUUCAAAUCCAGGCUCUGUUGCAGCCGGCCGCGACCGGGAGACUCAUGGGCGGUGCACAAUUGGCCCAGCGUCGUCCAGGGUAGGGGAGGGAAUGGCCGGCAGGGAUGUAGCUCAGUUGAUAGAGCAUGGCGUUUGCAACGCCAGGGUUGUGGGUUCGAUUCCCACGGGGGGGCAGUAUAAAAAAAGAUGUAUUCACUAACUGAAAGUCUCUCUGGAUAAGAGCGUCUGCUAAAAUGUGUAAUGUAAAUGUCAAAAGUUUUCUGUAAGUCUUCACAAGGUUUUCACACACUGUUGCUGGUAUUUUGGCCCAUUCCUCCAUGCAGAUCUCCUCUAGAGCUGUGAUGUUUUGGGGCUGUCGCUGGGCAACACAGACUUUCAACUCCCUCCAAAGAUUUUCUAUGGGGUUGAGAUCUGGAGACUGGCUAGGCCACUCCAGGACCUUGAAAUGCUUCUUACGAAGCCACUCCUUCGUUGCCCGGGCGGUGUGUUUGGGAUCAUUGUCAUGCUGAAAGACCCAGCCACGUUUCAUCUUCAAUGCCCUUGCUGAUGGAAGGAGGUUUUCACUAAAAAUCUCACGAUACAUGGCCCCAUUCAUUCUUUCCUUUACACGGAUCAGUCGUCCUGGUCCCUUUGCAGAAAAACAGCCCCAAAGCAUGAUGUUUCCACCCCCCUGCUUCACAGUAGGUAUGGUGUUCUUUGGAUGCAACUCAGCAUUCUUUGUCCUCCAAACACGACGAGUUGAGUUUUUACCAAAAAGUUAUAUUUUGGUUUCAUCUGACCAUAUGACAUUCUCCCAAUCCUCUUCUGGAUCAUCCAAAUGCUCUCUAGCAAACUUCAGACGGGCCUGGACAUGUACUGGCUUAAGCAGGGGGACACGUCUGGCACUGCAGGAUUUGAGUCCCUGGCGGCGUAGUGUGUUACUGAUGGUAGGCUUUGUUACUUUGGUCCCAGCUCUCUGCAGGUCAUUCACUAGGUCCCCCCGUGUGGUUCUGGGAUUUUUGCUCACCGUUCUUGUGAUCAUUUUGACCCCACGGGGUGAGAUCUUGCGUGGAGCCCCAGAUCGAGGGAGAUUAUCAGUGGUCUUGUAUGUCUUCCAUUUCCUAAUAAUAAUAAUAAUAAUAAGCCAUUUAGCAGACGCUUUUAUCCAAAGCGACUUACAGUCAUGCGUGCAUACAUUUUUUUUUUGUGUAUGGGUGGUCCCGGGGCUCGAAACCACUACCUUGGCGUUACAAGCGCCGUGCUCUACCAGCUGAGCUACAGAGGACCACAUAUAAUUGCUCCCACAGUUGAUUUCUUCAAACCAAGCUGCUUACCUAUUGCAGAUUCAGUCUUCCCAGCCUGGUGCAGGUCUACAAUUUUGUUUCUGGUGUCCUUUGACAGCUCUUUGGACUUGGCCAUAGUGGAGUUUGGAGUGUGACUGUUUGAGGUUGUGGACAGGUGUCUUUUAUACUGAUAACAAGUUCAAACAGGUGCCAUUAAUACAGGUAAUGAGUGGAGGACAGAGGAGCCUCUUAAAGAAGAAGUUACAGGUCUGUGAGAGCCAGAAAUUGUGCUUGUUUGUAGGUGACCAAAUACUUAUAUUCCACCAUAAUUUGCAAAUAAAUUCAUUAAAAAUCCUACAAUGUGAUUUUCUGGAUUUUCUUUUCUCAAUUUGUCUGUCAUAGUUGACGUGUACAUAUGAUGAAAAUUACAGGCCUCUCUCAUCUUUUUAAGUGGGAGAACUUGCACAAUUGGUGGCUGACAAAAUACUUUUUUUCCCCACUGUACAUCCCAGGGCCAGCUGUGCUGCCCUGUUUCUGAGCCAAUUGUCCCUAAGUCCCUCUUUGUGGCACCUGACCACACGUCUGAACAGUAGUCCAGGUGCGACAAAACUAGGGCCUGUAGGACCUGCCUUGUUGAUAGUGCUGUUAAGAAGGUAGAGCAGCACUUUAUUAUGGACAUACUUCUCCCCAUCUUAGCUGCUGUUGUAUCAACAUGUUUUGACCAAGACAGUUUACAAUCCAGGGUUACCCCAAGCAGUUUAGUCACCUCAACUUGCUCAAUUUCCACAUUAAUAAAUUACAAGAUUUAGUUGAGGUUUAAGGUUUAGUGAAUGAUUUGUUCCAAAUACAAUGCUUUUAGUUUGUGAAAUAUUUAGGACUAACUUAUUCCGUGCCAUCCAUUCUGAAACUAAAUGCAGCUCUUUGUUAAGUGUUGCAGUCAUUUCAGUUGCUGUAGUAGCUGACGUGUAUAGUGUAGAGUCAUCUGCAUACAUAGACACUCUGGCUUUACUCAAAACCAGUGGCAUGUCAUUAGUAAAGAUUGAAAAAAGUAAGGGGCCUAGACAGCUGCCCUGGGGAAUUCCUGAUUCUACCUGGAUUAUGCUGUAGAGGCUUCCACUAAAGAACACCCCCUGUGUUCUGUUAGACAGGUAACUCUUUAUCCACAAUAUAGACAUUUACAUUUACAUUUUAGUCAUUUAGCAGACGCUCUUAUCCAGAGCGACUUACAGGAGCAAUUAGGGUUAAGUGCCUUGCUCAAGGGCACAUUUACGUCAUUUAGCAGACGCUCUUAUCCAGAGCGACUUACAAAUUGGUGCAUUCACCCUAUAGCCAGUGGGAUAACCACUUUACAAUUAUUAUUAUUAUUAUUAUUAUUAUUUUUUUUUUUUUAUACACUAUAUUAGGCCCAGCCUUUGGAUCUUUGGUUUUCCUAGAUAUGGCUACUAUAUUGUGAUCACUACAUCCGAUGGAUCUGGAUACUGCUUUAGAGCAAAUUUCUGCAGCAUUAGUAAAGAUAUGAUCAAUACAUGUUGAUGAUUUAAUUCCUAUUAAUAAUAAUAAUAUGCCAUUUAGCAGACACUUUUAUCCAAAGUGACUUAGAGUCAUGUGCGCAUACAUUUUUACGCAUGGGUGGUCCCGGGGAUCGAACCCACUACCCUGGCGUUACAAGCACCAUGAUCUACCAAUUGAGCUACAGAGGACCACAUUCCUGUGCUGUUUGUAACUACCCUGGAAGAUGGAUUGAUAAUCUGAACCAGGUUGUAGGCACUAGUUACAGUUUGAAGAUUUUUCUUGAGUGGGCAGCUUGAUGAAAGCCAGUCAAUAUAUAAAUCACCCAGAAAAUAUACCUCUCUGUUGAUAUCACAUACCUUAUCAAGCAUUUCACACAUAUUAUCCAGAUACUGACUGUUAGCACUUGGUGGUCUAUAGCAACUUCCCACCAGAAUGGGCUUUAGGUGAGAUAGAUUAACCUGUAGCUAUAUUACUUCAACAGUAUUUAGCAUGAGAUCCUCUCUAAGCUUUACAGGAAUGUGGUUCUGAAUAUAAAAAGCAACACCUCCACCAUUGGCAUUUCUGUCUUUUCUGUAGAUGUUAUAACCCUGUAUUGCUACCACUGUAUCAUCAAAUGUAUUAUCUAACUGAGUUUCAGAGAUAGUCAGAAUAUGAAUGUCAUCUGUUAUUAGCAAGUUAGUAAUUUCAUGAACCUUGUUUCUUAAUCUACAUAUGUUAACAUGGGCUAUUUUGAGCACUUUUCUGGGAUGCUUGAUUGUUUUCAUUGCUUUACUGGGAAGCUUAGCAGCAGUAGAUAUGCUCAUGUUAUUUAUGUUAGUGCAGGAUGAGCUGCACACAGUGGACUUCCUCCUCGGGCACACCGCCUCAGUGCUAACAGUAUAACUCUGGUUCAUAGGCAUAUGAUUACUGCAUACAAUAGCUGUAGGAUCAACAGAGGCAUUCAGGGCAGUUAGAGGGACAUAAAUUAGGUUCCUUACAUUGUGUCUACCAACGCCCCUGGUGUAAUGUACAUUUUCUGAAGCAUUAUGACAACUCAGCGACACAAUGGUAGGGAUUAUCUGAGCUGGGCUUGGGUCAUUGAUGUGCUUUGUUGUGCUGUGUUGCUGUGUUGUGUUGUUGUUUUGGUGUGUUGUGGUGUGUUGUGGUGUGUUGUGGUGUGUUGUGGUGUGUUGUGGUGUGUUGUGGUGUGUUGUGGUGUGUUGUUGUCGUGUUGUGGUGUGUUGUGGUGUGUUGUGGUGUGUUGUGGUGUGUUGUGGUGUGUUGUGGUGUGUUGUGGUGUGUUGUGGUGUGUGUGUUGUGGUGUGUUGUGGUGUGUUGUGGUGUGUUGUUGUGUUGUUGUGUGUUGUGGUGUGUUGUGGUGUGUUGUGGUGUGUUGUGGUGUGUUGUGGUGUGUUGUGGUGUGUUGUGGUGUGGUAUGUCAUGUUAUGUUACUGUGUGGACUCCCACUGGGACGUCAAUUCAACGUCUAUUCCACAUUGGUCCAAUGUUUAUUCAAGCAGUGUGCGCCCAGUGGGCUGUGUCACAAUUUGAAUAUUGAAUACUGAAUACUGAAAUGAAUACUGGGACUGAGACAGAUCAACAUAGAGAAACGAAGACACUGUGUUCUAUGUUUCGUGAAAACAUAUUGAUGAUUCUGCUGCUGAUGCAAUAAAAGAUGUAAAAGGAGUUAGCUGCUAUUUACUGCUAUUAAUACAGGACCACCCUGGCUGACCCUGAGAAGCAGCUGAACGUGUCCAUGGCCCUGAGAGACCAGGAGCUCCUCUUCAGAUGCCUCAAGAUGAAGACCGUCUUCCCUGAGCUGAUGGAGAAGGUAAUACUGUGUCUAUGUACAUGUUUUUGUUAAUAGUUUAGUAAAGUUUUCUAGCUUUGUUGUCUUCUUUCUGAAGGUGGAAGAAGAACCUGCUCAGAAAGAGAUAGAUAUAGGGGUCACCAGCUCUGCAGGUGAAGGUCGUAGUUCAUUAGACCCCAGUGAAGCAAUGGAGGAUGGUGAUAAUGGUUAUGGAGAUAGUUUGGAGCUGGAGCUGGAGCUGCAGAAGGAACUGAGUCAGGAGGAGGCCUUGGCCAAGAACAAGGACGUGGCUACUCUCCAGAACUACAGCUCCAACGAGGCCAUGUUCAGAAAGGAGAUGAAAGGAUGCGAACAAACCAUUAAAAACACGGAAAAUAAGCUGAAUCCCAGUGAAGAAGAGAAAGCAAAUGGUCAUAGAGAGACAGAAGGAACACCCAGCUUAUCAAAUGGUCAUAGAGAGAUGGAUGGGGAUGGAUCAUCCAAGGAGUGCCAGGAGAAUGGAGCCACCGCAAGUGCUGUGGAUGUCACCAGGUCUGGCCUUGCACCGUGGCAGGACGGGGUCAUGGAGAGACUGCGUAGAGAGGUCCCCAUUGCAGACUACAACAUGUAUCUGGUCCACCAUGGAGCUAUGCUGAUCAACUUUGGUCAGCUUGAUGCCUGCACCCCGAGGGACAAGGACUUUGUUUACGGAAAGCUGGAGCCCAUCGAGGUUCAAACUGUCAGAACGUUCAACGUUCCCUCGAGCUACCGGCCGAAACGGAUUCACACGAACGACCCUUGGUCACCGAUGGUCAACCAAAGUGUUGACACGUCAGAUCUAGGCGUGUCCGUAGAAGAUCUUCCGAAGUGUGAUGAAGUCAAUGCAACUUUGUUGUGCUUCUUGGAGAAAGAGCUAAAGGGCCACAACAUCUCAGAGGGUGGAGGAGCAGACGGCCUCUAUGUAGACGUCGGAACACAGACUUACAACUUUCCAUCUGAUCCGUUCAAACCUGAAGCCUCGCUGGCGGACAUCAUCACAGACCAACACAAAGGCCUCUAUGUCCAGAUCCAAACUGAGGACAUCACCAGAAGACACAACUUUACCAACUCUGCCUUUAGUUACCUCUGUGGCCACGUCUUCCGCCGCGACGAGUACCACACUCACUUCGAGAACGUGCACUUGGACAUCCAGUCCUGCCUGAACGGCUGGUUCGAGCAGCGCUGCCCUCUAGCGUACCUGGGCUGCAAUUACAGCCAGAGGAGGUUCCAUCCAGCAGGUCAGAGAGCCACGGUCAUCUACCGCCAGGAUCUCAGCACCUUAACCCUUAAACCAGAUUGCCACUUGAUACUGUCCGACUCUGAGAAGACCAUCACCUCUGACAGGAAGCAUCCCCGUAAGCUAGACCCGUUGAGCAGACUUCCCUUUGAGAUCCUCCAGCACCUGGCAGGGUUCCUGGACAGCUUUAGCCUGUCCCAGCUGUCCCAGGUGUCCCAGCUGAUGAGGGAGGUGUGUGUCACACUGCUAAAGGAGAGGGGGAUGGUCUAUCUGAAAUGGGAGAAGAAGACCUACUCCCAUGGAGGGUCUUCAUGGAAAUGUAGAAAAAAGGUGAGUAUUUUGCUGUUUCUUUUGUUUACUAUAAGAUACUAUUGUUGUGUUAUUACAUUGUUUGUCUUAUACUGUCUGGUAUAGAGUCCAUGGUCAUUGAAUGUAAAUGAAACACAAACAGAAAGUGUCUUAAUAGAGUGCGGGGCCACUACGUGCCAGAAUGCACCUUGGCAUGGAUUCUACAAGUGUCUAAAAUUCUAUUGGAGGGAUGCAGCACCAUUCUUCCACCAGAAAUUCUAUCAUUUGGUGUUUUGUUGAUGGCGGUGGAAAACGCUGCUCUCAGGCGCUGCUACAGAAUCUCCCGUAAAUGUUCACACACACACACGCUCGCACGCACACACGCACACACAUGCACACACACACGCACGCACGCACGCACGCACGCACACACACACACACACACACACACACACACACACACACACACACACACACACACACACACACACACACACACACACACACACUAUCCCCAUAUUCUCCUUUGAGACCCCUCUUUCAAAGUCACUGAUAGCCAUGGUAGCCAAAAUAAUGGGCAUCUGGGCAUUUUUAUACAUGACCCUAAGCAUGAUGGGAUAUUAAUUGCUUAAUUAACUCAGGAAUCACACCUGUGCAGAAGCACCUGGUUUCAAUAUACUUUGUAUCCCUCAUUUACUCAAAUGUAUCCUUUGUUUUGGCAGUUACCUGUCUAUACCGUAUGUAUAUAUAUAUAUAUAUAUACAUAUAUAUAUAUAUAUAUAUAUAUAUAUAUAUAUAUAUAUAUAUAUAUAUAUAUAUAUAUAUAUAUAUAUAUAUAUAUAUAUAUAUAAAUCAGUAAGAUACAUACAUACAGGACCAGUGAAUGUUGGCCUAUUGGUCCUACCAUGGACUUUCAAUGGAAAGUGAAAGGCAGAAUGAACAUGUGUUUGGUUAUAAACAUGUCACUGGUUCUAAACAAAGCCAAAGGUUCACACGUACUCUCUUGUUGUUUGGUCCCACCAUAUGAUUUAGUGCUGUCUUCUGACCCACCAGGUGGAUGGGUCCGAUCAGUCACUGUGGGAUAGCAUAGUUACCAGGUCACCCUAAUAUGGCUGCCCAGUCCUAUAUGGCAUCCAGCCAAAUUCUCUACAUCUCUUCUGGACAGAAAAAUGGUUCCAGCCUAGUCCUAGUUUGCGUCCCAAUCGCACCCUAUUUCCUAUAACGUGAACUACUGGUCAAAAGUAGUGCACUGUGUAGGUAAUAGGGUACCGUUUGGGACACAGACUAAAUCUCUCCUGGAAAGAAAGAUGGUUACAGCCUUGUCCUAGGCUGUCGCAACUGGCACCCUAUUCCCUAUAUAGAGCUAUAGGUCCUGGUCAAAGUAGUGCACUAUGUAGGGAAUAGGGUGCCGUUUGGGAUGCAUUUCUAGUCCUAUGACAGCUGUUGCAUUGUAAAGAGCCCACUGACUACUCCCUGUAUUCCUCUCUGACACGAUUAUGAGUUGAAUUACCCAUCCCAGUGUUUGGCACCAGCCAAUCCGAGAGAGAGAGCCUGUCUGUGUGGCCACGGGAACAGCCAAUCAGAGAGAGAAAGCCUGUCUGUGUGGCCACGGGAACAGCCAAUCAGAGAGAGAGAGAGCCUGUCUGUAUUGCCACGGGAACAGCCAAUCAGAGAGAGAGAGCCUGUCUGUGUGGCCACGGGAACAGCCAAUCAGAGAGAGAGAGAGCCUGUCUGUGUGGCCACGGGAACAGCCAAUCAGAGAGAGAAAGCCUGUCUGUGUGGCCACGGGAACAGCCAAUCAGAGAGAGAGAGAGCCUGUCUGUGUGGCCACGGGAACAGCCAAUCAGAGAGAGAGAGAGCCUGUCUGUGUGGCCACGGGAACAGCCAAUCAGAGAGAGAGAGCCUGUCUGUGUGGCCACGGGAACAGCCAAUCAGAGAGAGAGAGAGCCUGUCUGUGUGGCCACAGGACAAAGGGCAUGCCAAUGAUAUCAGCGGUCUGGAACGCCACCAGGCCCUUGUUCCCAGUCAGCUCUGCCACACUAACCACUCAGUUAUCUCAUAAUGGGCUCCAGCCCAAAUGGUACCCUAGUCCCUUUGUAGUGCAUUUCUUUUGACCAAGGCCUGUAGGGAAUAGCAUGCCAUCUGGGAUAGAGACACACAGAGGUUUUCUGAACCAUGGAGCCAGAGGUUAUAGAGUUAGAGGUGUUACUGGACAGAUGACAUUAUAUCGAUCUAGCCGGCUAUUGAGAAGAGGAGAGAGAGAGAAAGAGAGACCUAGCAAAGAAAUCGAGCGCGGAGAGAGUAGGAGAAUAAGUAGCAGAGAGAGAGAGAGAGAGGAGAGAGAGAGAGAGAGAGGAGAGAGAGAGAGAGAGAGAGAGAGAGAGAGAGAGAAAGAGUAGAGAGAGAGCGAGAGAGAGAGAGAGAGAUGAGGAGAGAGAGAGAGAAGAUCGAGAGAGAGCGAAGUAAGAUAUAUUAUCAGAUCUCGUAUAAGCUAUCUCCUAGAGAGAUCAUAUCUAUGAAUAUAGAUCUCUCUCUCGCGUAUUCCUCUCUUCGCUCUCUUCUAUAUGCUCUCUCUAUCGCUUGAUCUCUCUCGCUCUCUCUCUGCAGUAUCUGAGUAGGCUCUGUCUCUCUCUCGCUCUAGCUCUCUCGCUCUCUUUCUCUCUCUCUCUCUCUCUCUCUCCCUCUCUCUCUCUCUCUCUCUCUCUCCUCUCUCUCUCUCUCUCUCUCUCUCUCUCUCUCUCUUCUUCUCUUUCUCUCUGUCGCUUUGGUUUCCUAAGGUGUGGGAGUUUAGCAGUCUGUUUUCCAAGGUGGACAGGUGGUGCUUUGACGAUGUCCCCUCCAUGUCUGAGCACCUGAAGGUCUGCCCUUUCUACCAGAGAGAGGAGCUCAGUAAGCCUGUAAAGCUAGCCGGUAUGGAGGGGUCCAGAGAGAGACCCCAGCGCCAGAGUCUACUGGACCUGCUCCAGGACCCAUAA